Molecule: messenger RNA, 2117 nt
Organism: Sphaerodactylus townsendi
Lineage: Eukaryota; Metazoa; Chordata; Lepidosauria; Squamata; Sphaerodactylidae
Gene: NSUN3
Product: NOP2/Sun RNA methyltransferase 3
Exons: 6
Coding region: 24-1112 (362 amino acids)
Biological process (GO): rRNA methylation
Cellular component (GO): mitochondrial large ribosomal subunit
Molecular function (GO): methyltransferase activity
Source: RefSeq, a predicted model, not a curated record
AGCCGAAAGGAUCACAAGCCGCCAUGUGGCUGCUCCGGCUUCCGGGCCCUCUCCUUGGGAUAAACUGCCGUUCCGCUGCUCGCCAGAUAAGAAAAGCACACCGGUCUUGCCGGGAGGAGUUGGAAACAAAAUCAGGAGCAAAACUUCAAAAGCAAAUAUGCCAAGUUGUCCUCAAUCAUUUUGAGAAACAGUACUGCAAGGAGUUGGGAGAAGCAUGGAAUUCAGUCAGGAGAGUGCUGACUUCACCUCAGUGUUGGCAAUAUGCUGUCCUCCUUAAUCCAUUCUGUUUUUCCUCUGAAGUGGAGAAUGACUUGCUUUCAAAGGGUUAUCGGCUUCUUUUCCCAGAAUCCUUGUCCUGUUUUCGGCAGUCAUUCAAGUGUUACAUCCCUAGCAUUCCUGGUAGAUUCCCUGCUCAGAAACACAGAGCUGGCAGACUGAAGGAAUAUUAUCUACUGAAUGCGGCUUCUAUUUUGGCAGUGAUGGCCCUCGAUAUAGAGAAUGAGGAGAAGGUUUUGGAUAUGUGUGCUGCUCCAGGGGGUAAAUCGAUAGUGACACUUCAGUAUGCUUGCCCAGGUCUUCUGCAGUCCAAUGAAUAUGAUAAUUUGAGGUCAAAUUGGCUGAGGAAUACACUAGAAUCUUUCAUCCCAGAAUCUUUGAUGAAUCUAGUUAUCAUUUCUCAGUUGGAUGGAAGACAAAUUGGAAAUCUCCAACCUGAAAGAUUUGAUAAGAUACUAGUAGAUGCCCCGUGCUCAAACGACAGAAGCUGGUUAUUCUCCUCUGAUAUUCAGCAGGCCACUGCAAGGUUAGCACGAAGGAAAGAAUUGUCUUCUGUACAGAUACAGCUGCUGAGGUCAGCAAUCAAGGCCUUACGCCCUGGAGGAUCUCUGGUUUAUUCCACGUGCACUCUUUCUAAGGCAGAGAACAGUGACAUGAUAACUCACACCCUUAACACCUGCAACAAUGUUCUGCCUGUGGAUAUAAGCACCCUAGCCAGAGCUGUAUCCAAAGAAUUCUCUCUUUCUUCAGAUCUCCAGCAGCAUGAAUUUCUCAUACUUCCAGAAAUGGGAAAAGCAUGGGGCCCCAUGUACAUAUCUAAACUAAAGAAAAUAUGAUUCAUGUGGUUUCUUGUGUGAUUUCAGUAAGUCAUACUGACUUUGAAGGGGAUACAAUUUUUAACAUUGAAGGCUAAAUAUGUCACUGGAGUAAAAUAAUUUAAAAUUAUUUAUUUAUUUAGCAAUUAGCAUUUUACCUACUAAUUUUCAUAAUGUAAUUUGAACAUUUGAAAAACUUGUUUCCUUUGCAGUUUUUUUGGUACAAAUGAUAUUUUAAAGGAAAAUAAAUUCCUGAAAUGCUUGUUUAUCUACCAGAGUGGUUGAAACUGAUUGGCAAAAAAGAGUGGGAAUCCCUGCUACAGCGGUCAGAAUCAUUUUGAGAGCUGUGAUAUAAGCAGCUGUAAAUGCACUCUGCCAGUAUAAAAGUUUCAAAUGUAUGCUGCAUAUGAGUACUGGUAAGAUAUUAUAGGUACUUGUUUUCAUCAUUCAGAUAAUAAUAAUUACUUUCAGGUUGUUUUUUGCGACUAUGCAAAUUCUAAAUGAAGAUAUUGGUUUUUUAAGGGAAACUGCAUUCAUUUGAAAAAGUUAUAUUGUCUGUGUCCUGUCACAGACUAUUCUGUCUUUAUAGAGCUGUCAUUGAAUUAUGCCAUUUGAGUGCCAGGUAAGGAGGAUCUUGUGUUCUCAAUAACUGCUGACAACCACAGAACUCUUUUCUGCUCAAGAUGCACUUGAAAUUGGGCCUAAGUGUUUCACACGAAGUGCUUUUAAUACUAGCUUUGAUGAGUUUCCUUGUUUAAAAAACCAUGUGCAUGUAUUGCAUUUUGAACGCAGUGUAGUAUUUUAGCUGACUAUCUAAACUGGUUAGCACAAGAACUGAUGUUUUCUGUGAUGCCUGUUUCUGGUAUAUUUAUGCAGAAAUAUGCAACUGUUACAGGGUUAAUAAUCUGACAGGGAAUUUGAGUAUCCUGAAGGUCCUUAAUUUCAAAUUUAGACUUAAGCAGACUUAAACUCUGAGUUGGGCUGUGGGUAAUGCUCAAUCUCUGCAUAAACAUAUGAUAGAAUCAU